Messenger RNA from Medicago truncatula (barrel medic), 1751 nucleotides. Its product is annotated as eukaryotic translation initiation factor 3 subunit M. Gene Ontology annotation, cellular component: cytoplasm; eukaryotic translation initiation factor 3 complex. The record is from RefSeq and is a predicted model, not a curated record. Lineage: Eukaryota; Viridiplantae; Streptophyta; Magnoliopsida; Fabales; Fabaceae. Gene Ontology annotation, molecular function: translation initiation factor activity. The transcript is spliced from 9 exons. Bases 110 to 1489 code for a protein of 459 amino acids. Gene Ontology annotation, biological process: cytoplasmic translational initiation.
AAAUAACGAAAGAAUAAGAAGCUAGGGUUUUCAACUACUAUACACUCUCUGCGAAACUUCUGUGUUGUGCGAGAUUGUUAGGGAUUCGAAUCUCGCCGCACAAACAACCAUGACGACGGUGGUUCCUACUUCCGAAGAAGACGCCGCUCUUUCCGUUGUUCGAUUCGCCUCCGAGCUUGCCUGGGCUGAUGCUGGUCCCGAGGUUGCUGAGCCUCAAGUUACCAGACUUUGCUUGGAGGCUGAAGAAUUCAUUGCUAUGGGAAAGUGGUUGGAGCUGGCAUCAUUGAUGAUUACUUCCGCUGAAUUGAUUUUCUCAAAAGUUUCUGAAAAAGAUGUAGAGUCCAUCUUCACUAUUGUCUGCAAUCUUGUUACGAAGACUGAGAAUCCAGAUGAAGUCAUGGAGAUUGUGAAAGUUAUAACUGCAAAAUUAGUUCAGCAGCCAAAUGAAAAGCCUGCGGUGCGAUUGAAGAUUUUGAUCAAUUUGUAUAAUCUUUUGGAGACUCCAUACUGCCAGUUUUAUGUCUACAUGAAGGCAUUGAAUUUAGCUGUUGAUGGAAAAGUCACAGAAUACAUCAUACCUUCAUUCAAAAAGAUUGAUAGCUUCUUGAAAGAGUGGAAAAUUGGGACACCAGAACAGAGAGAGCUGUUUCUCACCAUCUCUAAUGUUUUGAAGGAAAACAAAAGCUUGUCAAAGGAUUCUUUCAAGUUCCUCACCAAUUAUCUUGCUACUUUUUCUGGAGAAGAGGCGCAUGUUUUGAGUGAAGCCAAGGAGGAAGCUGUGCGUGCAAUUGUUGAUUUUGUCAAGGCACCUGACGUAUUUCAGUGUGAUUUACUGGACAUGCCUGCUGUUGGGCAACUGGAGAAUGAUGCCAAAUAUGCUCUGUUAUAUCAACUUCUCAAGAUUUUUCUUACUCAGAGGCUUGAUGCAUACUUAGAGUAUCACACUGCAAAUUCCACCUUAUUGAAUGACUAUGGCCUUGUGCAUGAAGAAUGCAUUGCAAAAAUGAGAUUGAUGUCAUUGGUUGAUCUCAGUGCUGAUGGAUCUGGCCAAAUUCCUUAUGAACUUAUUAGGGACACACUUCAGAUCAAUGAUGAUGAAGUUGAACUAUGGGUUUUUAAAGCAAUAACUGCAAAGUUAAUUGACUGUAAGAUGGACCAAAUGAAUCAAGUUGUCCUUGUUAGGUAUGUUGCAUCUCAAUUUCUAGCCUUUAGUCUGGCUAUAGGGCAUGUUGACAUGCACCUUAUGGCUGUAGCUAUUUCUUUCUUCGUAAAUUCGAUUCUAGUUUUAAAAUAUUAUACACAAUUUAAUGCAAGUGUUGAUAUGUGCAGUCAUCACACUGAUCGGGUGUUUGGUCAGCAUCAAUGGCAAACACUGAGAACAAAGCUAGUGACUUGGAGGGGAAAUAUUUCAAAUGUGAUCAGUACCAUUCAGGCCAACAAAGUAUCAGAAGAUGGGUCCCAGGCAGCCCAAGGUUUGGCAGUUCGCUGAGGACUUGAUCAUCUGAAGCAUUUUGUCAAGUAUCUAGAUUAUAUCCAGGUCGAUUUUUUUUAAUCUUCAAGAGAGAGAGAGAGAGAGAUAAGAAGAAGGAAGAGAUUGUAAUUUGUUUUGUUUACUAUAUUUUCAUUAUAGUUUUUGGCUGUAGACUCUAAUUGUACUACUAACUUUAGGAGAGAGAGGCCAUUUUGAAAUUUUGAUUGGAAUCUGCUACGAGUAUAUUAUUAUAAUGUUGGACUGUGAAACCAUUUGAUUU